Messenger RNA from Paramisgurnus dabryanus, 5575 nucleotides. RefSeq names its product Fc receptor-like protein 5. NCBI's taxonomy places the organism in Eukaryota, Metazoa, Chordata, Actinopteri, Cypriniformes, Cobitidae. Gene Ontology annotation, molecular function: transmembrane signaling receptor activity. The record is from RefSeq and is a predicted model, not a curated record. Gene Ontology annotation, cellular component: external side of plasma membrane. Gene Ontology annotation, biological process: immune response; cell surface receptor signaling pathway.
UGUAAACAGCACACACAUCUCUCCGACACUGGCACAUUACAUCACAUACAGUUUUGCAGUGUCUUCGUUCACUGACGGAGAACAGCUUUGCUUUACUCUUGACUGUGGCUGCAAAUGGAAAUGUAUAAAAUACUCCUUUUGACAGUGGCAGUCAUUGCACCAGUAACAUCUCAAAAUGCAACUGAUGAACCUAUAUUUACGAUUCCUCAGCCUGAAAUAAUCCCAAAUCCAGCUCAUAAAGUGUUGUACAGCACAGAAAAAGUGAGUCUGCAAUGUAGCGUCAGUGAAUCAAUACCUGAUUUACAGUAUGAAUGGUUCAAGGACUCAUCUCCUCUAAACUCUCCAACUGAUAAAUCCACCAUUACUGUGAAUGCCGGUGGAACAUAUGAAUGCAGGGCGAAGAAGAGAUCUUCCGUGUCCGACAAAAGCAAUCCGUACAGUUUUACUUUACAAGCAAUCCCAACACCAAAACUUACCUUGGAACCAAAAUGGACAGAAAUCUACCCAUCUGAAAAAGUCACUCUGAGCUGUGAGAUUCAGGGCAGCUCGGAUACCUGGACUUACAGAUGGUUUAAAAAUAAUGAAGAUUUAGGAGAAACAAACCCUACUCUAACCAUCACAGCAAAGAGUUCAUCUGACUCUGGAGAAUAUGCAUGUAAAGGAAAAAUUAAUGGCAGAUCGGUUAUUACCCAACAGAGUAAUGUAUUCCAACUAAACGUAAGAGAUCCCCUGCCCAAACCGCGUUUAACCCAGACCCCAGAUUUCCAAGUGAUUUACACAGGAGAAAAACUAACAUUUAAUUGUAAAUCCGAGGUGCAGUCAUCAGGCUGGGAAUAUCUCUUCUUUAGAAAUUCAAACCAGAUUAAAACUGACACCAGCGCAAACAGUUUUUCUGUCACAUCAGCACAAGUGCAAGACAGUGGAAAAUACUGGUGUCAAACCAAACGAAUAACUCUUACCUCUGGCCAAAGUGAUGAACGCACAGUAACUGUCAAAGACCCUCCCAGUGUUAAAGUCGUGUCAGACUGGACAGAUGCUUUCCCUGGUGAAACAGUGACUUUACAGUGUGUGAUUCAAGAUACAUCAGAAAAAUGGACUUAUACGUGGUUCAAGGAUAGAAACAUUGUCUCUAGUGGUCCUGACACACAGAUAAAUGGGAACACUCUGUCAAUCUCUGUUAAACCUGGCCAAAGUGGGACAUACACAUAUGUUUGUCAAGCUGAGCUGGAGGGCAGGUCGGUGAAGACUAAAGAAAGCUCAUCACAUUCGUUUAAAGUUCAUGAAUCCAUGCCAACAAUCACUUUGAAGCAAGAUCCAGAAUACCCAGCGAUCUACACUGAGGAACAGGUCAGAUUUACCUGUAGCAUUACAGAGCAGACAUCUCCUUCCUGGACAUAUCAGUGGAAAAAAGACAAUACUGAGGUCAGCAGUGGCGGUCAGACUUACACUAUCUCAAGUGCUACAAUGCUUCACAAAGGAUCCUACACGUGUCAUAUAAGCAGAAAUGGGGUCCCAUUUUCAUCUGAACCAAAAAAACUGACCAUAAUCGAGCCACCUCAACCACAACUGUCCAAAGAGCCUCAAUGGGAUUUAUUUUACCCGACUGAAAAGGUGACUCUGACGUGUUCAAUCAAUGAAAAUCCAAAUGAUUGGGAAUAUGAAUGGUACAAAAACGAAAUUAAGCUCUCCAAAGACAAUGACAUCUCCAUAUCUGAAAAAACACUUUCAAUAAACUCUGCAAAGUCAAGUCACUCUGGAAGUUAUACGUGCAAAGCAAAACAUCUACAGAGAUCUCCAGUUACUACAAAAAAAUCAGAGGCCCUGCAGCUUCACAUUUCAGGUUCCAUGCCAACAAUCAGUUUGAAGCAAGAUCCAGAAUACCCAGCGAUCUACACCGGUGAACAGGUUAGACUUACCUGUAGCAUUACAGAGCAAACAUCAACUCAGUGGACAUACCAGUGGAAAAAAGACAAUACUGAGGUCAGCAGUGGCGGUCAGACUUACACUAUCUCAAGUGCUACAAUGCUUCACAAAGGGUCCUACACGUGUCAUAUAAGCAGGAAUGGGGUCCCAUUUUCAUCUGAACCAAAACAACUGACCAUAAUCGAGCCACCUCAACCACAACUGUCCAAAGAGCCUCAAUGGGAUUUAUUUUACCCAACUGAAAAGGUGACUCUGACGUGUUCAAUCAAUGAAAAUCCAAAUGAUUGGGAAUAUGAAUGGUACAAAAAUGAAAUUAAGCUCUCCAAAGACAAUGACAUCUCCAUAUCUGAAAAAACACUUUCAAUAAACUCUGCAAAGUCAAGUCACUCUGGAAGUUAUACGUGCAAAGCAAAACAUCUACAGAGAUCUCCAGUUACUACAAAAGAAGCAGAGGCUCUGCAGCUUCACAUUUCAGGUUCCAUGCCAACAAUCAGUUUGAAGCAAGAUCCAGAAUACCCAGCGAUCUACACCGGUGAACAGGUCAGAUUUACCUGUAGCAUUACAGAGCAGACAUCUCCUCCAUGGACAUACCAGUGGAAAAAAGACAAUACUGAGGUCAGCAGUGGCAGUCAGACUUACACUAUCUCAAGUGCUACAAUGCUUCACAAAGGAUCCUACACGUGUCAUAUAAGCAGGAAUGGGGUCCCAUUUUCAUCUGAACCAAAAAACCUGACCAUAAUCGAGCCACCUCAACCACAACUGUCCAAAGAGCCUCAAUGGGAUUUAUUUUACCCAACUGAAGAGGUGACUCUGACGUGUUCAAUCAAUGAAAAUCCAAAUGACUGGGAAUAUGAAUGGUACAAAAAUGAAAUGAAGCUCUCCAAAGACAAUGACAUCUCCUUAUCUGGAAAAACACUUUCAAUAAACUCUGCAAAGUCAAGUCACUCUGGAAGUUAUACGUGCAAAGCAAAACAUCUACAGAGAUCUCCAGUUACUACAAAAGAAGCAGAGGCUCUGCAGCUUCAUAUUUCAGAUUCCACUCCUGAACCAGACAUACGACAAGACCCAUCAUUUGAGUUUUUCUACACUGAUGAACAAGUCCGGCUUACUUGUAACAUGCCAGGUGCCGCAUGGGAAUAUCAUUGGUACAAAGACUCAGAGACAACAGAACUUUCUACUGCAAAUAAAAAUUAUAUUAUUAAUUCAGCAUCUCUCCAUGACACUGGUGAAUAUUACUGCAAAGCAAAGAGACGUGACUUCUCAAUCAACAGUGGGAAAAUGAAAGUGCAAGUUAAAGAGCCACCUCAACCACAACUGUCCAAAGAGCCUCAAUGGGAUUUAUUUUACCCAAUUGAAAAGGUGAUUCUGACGUGUUCAAUCAAUGAAAAUCCAAACGAUUGGGAAUAUGAAUGGUACAACAACAAAAUUAAGCUCUCCAAAGACAAUGACAUCUCCAUAUCUGGAAAAACACUUUCAAUAAACUUCGCAAAAUCAAGUCACUCUGGAAACUAUAAGUGCAAAGCAAAACAUCUACGGAGAUCUCCAGUUACUACAAAAGAAUCAGAGGCUCUGCAUCUUAACAUUUCAGUUUCCACACCUAAACCAGUCAUACAACCAGAGCCAUCAUUUGAGUUUUUCUACACUGAUGAGCGAGUCCAGCUUACUUGUGACAUGCCAGGGGCCGCAUGGGAAUAUUAUUGGUACAAAGACUCAAAGACAACAAAACUUUCUACUGUAGAUAAAAAUUAUAUUAUUAAUUCAGCAUCGGCCCAUGACGCUGGUGACUUUUACUGCGAAGCAAAGAGACGUGACUUCUUAAUCCAAAGUGAGGGGAAAAAAGUGCAAGUUAAAGCUCUUUCAGCAGCUUCACUGAACCUGGUCACUGAAUUGAGUGACAUCAUCGCUGGAAAUAUCCUGACACUGAAUUGUAAGGUUUUAGAUGAUAAAACAUGGAAUUACACCUGGUUUGAGAACAAUCAGGAGCUGAAUGAAUCUUCAAGUACAUUAAAGGUCAAAUCAACUGAAGAAACUAUUAAAAAUGAAUUUAAAUGCAGAGGGAAAAGGACAGAACGACCGCUGUACUCCUAUUGGAGCGAUCCGUUCAUGGCAAAUAAUAUUUUGUUCAAAAGAAAAAUACUGCUGGCCAUUUCGGGCUGUUUUGUCUGCUGUAUUGUCAUUUUGAUCAUUGGAUGCAUCGUACUGAAAAUCACUCGUAAACCAGAGAAGAAAGAGCCGGUUCGUGAUAACUUGUUUAUCUCACUAGCAGAUUCCAAGAACCAAACUACUUCACCCUUGAUGGAGUACAUGGAGAGUAAACCGUUAGAAAAAGAAUCUGAGGAAAAAGAGGAACUGCAGCUGGAUAGUAUUUCAGUCACUCAUGUUGAUGGUGUGAUAAAGGGUGAAGAUUCACCAUCAGCAGAAACUAAUGGCUUAACAUCUUUUAAAGCAUCCUAAAGCAAUUCGUCAACAAUCAACAUCAAGAUGAAGUUUCUCUCUUUUUUAGUAAGGCAGCUAAAGUAGCACGUGCAUUUUUAAUAAGACUGAAUUUUGUAUUAUAGUAUAGCACUUUGUCUAAGAGCAAUUGCACUAAGUGCUAAAAAAUGCUUAUGUUUAAGACUGUUACAUUUUAAUAUUAACUGCAGUGUUAAACUGUAAAUAUGUUAGAGGAACAGCAUGCUGGCCUAAAGCAGGCAAUGAUUGUACAGUAAAGAUGAAUAAUGGACUUCUGUUAUGCUAAGCAGUAAACAUCUACUGUAGUCUAUAAAGAUUGUAAUACAUCUACUGGAUUUUUUUAUUAUUAUUAUUAUUGUAAUUUAUUUAGAAAUUAAGCAAAAGCUUUUAAAUGUUUCUGCUGUUUUAAGUAAUAUUUCACCACUUCUGAAUGUUUCAUUUGUGAAAUAAAGUUUCACAUAAUCCAUUACAUAAAAAUAUAUUUGGUUGUGUUUGAAACAGCAUACCACAACACAACUCUAUUACUGCAGUAUAUAUGCACUUUGCAUAGUUUAUGUAUUUUUAGUAUUUCUAGACAACGUAUUGCAUUUGCCAGAAAGUUGGUAGAUCAAUUUAGUAUAGUACAGCGUAACAAGUUUGAGGGUCUACUUUAAACACUGGCACAGUACUGUAUAUACUUAUGCCCAAUACUGAGUUAAAUCUAAACUUGAUACAUGCCCAGCACCCCAUCCAUUAGCACACAGGAACACAACUGCUUAUUGCUAGUGAGCUUAUUUUGUAAACAAAUAUUAAUGACAUUUUGUUAAAUAUAGACUCUUUGUGUGUAAAUGUAUUUUACCAUCUGUACUAUCACUUUGUGUGACACUUUUUAAAAGAUAUAAAAAUAUGUAAAUACUGUAUGUUUGGUUUAUAGUUUGAAAAAUUAAAUGUAAGGAUGUGCCCCCUAAAAAUUGUAAGGACUUCUUUUUUGAAAUUUAGCAAUUUAGCAACUUUUUAAACUUUGUUCAUGGGGUGGCACAAAAAUAUAAUUAUACAAACUAACUAUACUUUUCAAAAGUAUUUUAAGUGCCUAAAAACUAUGAUGUAUAAUGAACUAUUUCUACAUUUUGCAAAAAAAUGAAAAUUGUUAAAAUAUGAAAUAAAUUGCUGAUGACACAGCCUACUGUCUGAAAGGUUUUAAUAAAACAUGAUGUGGUUUUAA